CUGACGUCGUAGCUCCGAAGCUCGUCGGGCGCUCCCGCAGACCCAGCUGAAGCGGCCCCUCCUGCCGACCAGCUAGCCUAGCUACCAGCUAGACGCCAAGCUACGCCGAUCCCGUUACCGAUAGCAACCACCCGAAGGCGCCAUUCGUCGCCCCGCUUUGUGAAUGGCCCUCUCUUUCCUCUCUAUCUCGUUCCUCUCUGUCUCGUUCCUCGCCCUCGGGAACUGCGCGGAGGUCCUCGCCGAGUCAUUUGCGCUAAGCGAAGAGAUUCGCUGCCAGCGGCUCUAUGCCCCACAGAUGUCGAAGUACUUCGAGACAUUCUCUUCGACACUUUUCCUCGAGGCUGGAAGGCAGGUUCUGAUUGAGGCGCAGCUGCGCACCCGGUCGAGCACUACCACGAAUAUGCUGGCCGGCUUCCGGCUGUACGCGAUCAUCCCCGGUACGAAUCGCAGGGACUACGCGGCAUCCGGCGGGGGUCUCGUAGCAGCGGCGAAUCAUGUGGGGCGGUGCGGAGUAAGAGGUGAUCCCGGACCGUGCGAGGACACUCUCACGCUCCGCGGCUACUGGGUCUACACGGCAAAGCAGACCGCGAACGUACCUUUCUUCAUGGAGUCCCGCGCCCAGACAACCGCCUCCGACAUCGAUGAGCUUGACAGCUCUUGUCCUGAGGCUCGACCACGGUGCCCCGGCCCGGGACAGCCGAGCAGCACAUCGUGUCACCUGGCCAUCAACACCGGCAACGCCAACAGCUACAUCCGCGUGUGGGAAGCCGAUGCGGCCAUUCAGUUUCUCGAGGACUGCCGCUGGGCCGCAGGGUAUGGCACAGUCAACGCCGACACUUCGCCCGUGUCCAUACUGAGGCGCACCGUCAAGACACCCGAGGGCCGCUCCGAGAUGACUGCCAUCUCACACGUCGGGCUGACCAUCGACAACACCGUCGCCCAACCUACCGUGACGCGUGCCCGACUGAUUCUCACCAGUCUCACCUCCAACACGAGCAGCUAUUUCCCUUCAGAGGCCGGGACAGUCAUCACGAUCAGCCCUGAGAAACAUCACUACCAGCUGCGUAUCGAAGGGGCUGUCCCCGUCGAGCCUGGCGAGCGCAUCAGGACCAAUACGGAGAUCUCCCUGGUGUCCGGCAACUGGAUCCGCAUCGACACUGGCUGCGACGCUGGCUGUGAACUGAGCAACGGCAGACGCCGCAUCUGCACUGGCGCCACUACGCGGCAGGUGGACAUGACCGUGCGGUUCGACACAUGACUGCGACCGACGCCCUCGCAUUCGCUGUAUUUUUUCGGUUCGUACACAACCUUCUUGCCUUCAUAGUCUGUCCACAACUGGCCUGUUGUUCGUUUGUCCAUACUGGGGGGGCUGAGACGAGAGCCACAUGGCGGGCCAAAUGCGUGUGUAUCUGUGUGAAUGACAUAGGAAUGGUUCUGUCAGGGCGACAACAGGUAUGCUCUCACUCUCAAGCGACGAAGCAAGCAGUGAGGCUAAUUAGCUAUGUGCUUGUUUUGCUGGCCAAUUGACUGCCGCAUGCGCGUACGUCGGUUGUCGAGUCAAUGAUGCGAUGGCAUGCAGAUGUGGCUGAGAAAGAGACUUGGAGGUUACACACCACAUAAGUUGAUGACGGAUAGAUUGAUGACGACCCUUUCGUGUCUGAGUCCGGUUUUCUACAAAAUCGUCAAAAG
This is a messenger RNA of Vitrella brassicaformis, 1689 nucleotides long. NCBI's taxonomy places the organism in Eukaryota, Vitrellaceae. The record is from the annotation of a GenBank genome assembly.